Trichoderma citrinoviride is the source of this 837-nucleotide messenger RNA. RefSeq lists its product as hypothetical. The record is from RefSeq and is a predicted model, not a curated record. The coding region runs from base 1 to 837 and encodes 278 amino acids. The transcript has a single exon. NCBI's taxonomy places the organism in Eukaryota, Fungi, Ascomycota, Sordariomycetes, Hypocreales, Hypocreaceae.
AUGCUCCCCGUUCAAGAUCCGACCUACCUGGUCGCGCCCAACUGGACGUACCGCCCAGGCGGCCCGAUCGCCCUCGGAAACAUUGUCCUCGAUCCCUUUCGCCCCCAGCAUGUCCUUUCCAAGCCGACCAAGCCGCUGCCCGAGACGGAGACGGCGAUAGAGUACAACUGGUCGCUCGCGACGGAAGAGCUCCGGAGCACAAACGUGAGCAUCUGGACUCGCAUGUUUGACCAGCUCAAUGUGAAGCUGGGCCCGAGACGUAACAGGGGCGAGAAGAUUGAAUUUCAUAUGAAGGCGCUGGAGACGGUAUACUUCCGAGAGCUGCCCUCGAUGGAGGAGAUCCAGGAGCGAGUAAACGAGGAGAGAGUCCGCAGCAUACUGAGCCCCAGCAGCGUGUUCCGCUACCCAGUGUACAUGGUGACUGGCGUGAAGAUCGCAAGGGGAUUCCAGCUGAUUCACGAGGGCACAGCGCAAUACAUGUGCAAUAUCAAAGCAACUGAUACCGUGGCCCCGCAGCUGGCUGUCGGAGCCAGUAUCGGCAUGGCCUCAACGACGAGCAGGUCGGAUGCCUUCCAGUCCGGUAAUGAGAUCAUCUUUGCAUAUCAGCUCAUGAUCAUCAAGCCGAAGGGCUGGGGCAAGAGCAUGGCGUACCAGUUGGAUGACUUUCGCCACAAGGCGGCUUUGCUGGUGGAUGAUGAUCAUGCUGAAGAAGAGGAAGAAAAUGUGGAAGUUGAAAUUAGCACUGGAACAGACGAGAACAUUGCUGCAGUUCAGAAGGGGAUAGUUCCUUUGAACCCCGAUAAUAAGCAGCAUGCAUGGGUGUUUCAGGCUGUGUGA